Molecule: messenger RNA, 2554 nt
Organism: Cyprinodon tularosa
Lineage: Eukaryota; Metazoa; Chordata; Actinopteri; Cyprinodontiformes; Cyprinodontidae
Gene: fzd9b
Product: frizzled class receptor 9b
Exons: 1
Coding region: 350-2098 (582 amino acids)
Biological process (GO): non-canonical Wnt signaling pathway; canonical Wnt signaling pathway
Cellular component (GO): plasma membrane
Molecular function (GO): Wnt-protein binding; Wnt receptor activity
Source: RefSeq, a predicted model, not a curated record
GCGGCUCUCAAACUUUAGUGUGGAUCGUGGAAGCGGAGGGAGAGGAGCCCGUGGAGCCGAUAUAAACCAAACCAGCAGCCGCUCUCCUGUCUGUCUUUGUUUUGGUUUGGGUUUUUUCUUCCUUGUCGGAUCGCUGCUCAUUUUUUAAUGUUGAGCUGAAGUUUCUUGGCUGUGGUGACGGACCUCUUUCUCCUGGAUUCAUCUCUUUUAGUUUCGGACUCUCUGUGUAAAAACUGUUUUUAUUAUCAUUCUGGGGAAAUAACGGGACCGCUCCGUCUCUCUCUGAUAUUUUCAUGCCUAUUUCUAAGGAGCACAGACUUAUCCUUUUUCCUAGGUGAGAAUAUUAAGCAUGGAUGACUGUCCGCUGCAGGUGGUGCUUUUCUUAUGUCUGCUGCUGAGUUCCUGCUCCAGCUUUGAGAUCGGCUCCUACGACCUGGACCGGGACAGACCUGCUAAGUGUGAGCCCAUCGUGAUCCCCAUGUGCCAGGGCAUCGGCUACAACCUCACCCGGAUGCCCAACUUCAUGCAGCACGAUGACCAGGAGGAGGCUGCCAUCAAGCUGCUGGAGUUCGCCCCCCUGGUGAGCUACGGCUGCGAUGUGCACCUCCGUUUCUUCCUCUGCUCCCUCUAUGCCCCCAUGUGCACGGAUAAAGUGUCCACCUCCAUCCCAGCCUGCCGGCCCAUGUGCGAGCAGGCCAGGGAGAAGUGUGCCCCCAUCAUGAAGCAGUUCAGCUACACCUGGCCUGAAUCGCUGAACUGCUCCAAGCUGCCCACCAGGAACGACCCGAACGCCCUGUGCAUUGAGGCCCCUGAGAACGAAACCAGGACGGAAGGAAAGAAGGGUGAGGGGAUGCUCCCGGUCCCCCCGAGGCCCCGGCAGCCGGGCACCAGCGGGGCCCACCCUCCGCGCCCGGUGGGUUCCUGUGAGAACCCGGAUAAGUUCCAGUUCGUGGAGAAGAGCCAGUCCUGCGCCCCACGCUGCUCCCCGGCCGUGGACGUCUACUGGUCCAGGCAGGAUAAGGACUUUGCCUUCAUCUGGGUGACGGUGUGGUCUAUCCUGUGUUUUGUUUCCACUGCUUUCACUGUGCUGACCUUCCUCCUGGAGCCCCACCGCUUCCAGUACCCAGAGAGACCCAUCAUCUUCCUCUCCAUGUGUUACAACGUCUACUCUGUGGCCUUCAUCAUCCGCUCGGUGGCAGGGUCAGAGAACAUCGCUUGUGAUCGUGAGCACGGAGAGCUGUACAUCAUCCAGGAGGGGCUGGAGUCCACUGGCUGCACCAUAGUCUUUCUCAUCCUGUACUACUUUGGAAUGGCCUCUUCAAUCUGGUGGGUCAUCCUCACCCUCACCUGGUUCCUGGCUGCAGGGAAGAAGUGGGGCCACGAGGCCAUUGAGGCCCACAGCAACUAUUUUCACAUGGCUGCUUGGGGCAUCCCCGCUCUUAAGACUAUCAUCAUCCUCACUAUGAGGAAGGUGGCUGGCGAUGAGCUGACGGGGCUGUGCUACGUGGGCAGCAUGGACCCGGGGGCGCUCACUGGCUUCGUCCUCAUCCCGCUGUCCUGCUACCUGAUCAUCGGCACGUCCUUCAUCCUCACAGGCUUCGUCGCCCUCUUCCACAUCCGUAAAGUCAUGAAGACAGAGGGCACCAACACGGAGAAGCUGGAGAAGCUCAUGGUGAAGAUUGGCAUCUACUCCAUCCUGUACACUGUCCCAGCCACCUGCGUCAUUAUCUGCUACUUCUACGAGAGGCUCAAUAUGGACUACUGGAAGCUGAGGGGGCAGCAGAUGAAAUGCAGCUCCUUUGGGGGGCAAGCCGGCGACUGCUCGUUGCAGACGUCCGUACCCACAGUGGCCGUGUUCAUGCUGAAGAUCUUCAUGUCUUUGGUGGUCGGCAUCACCAGCGGGGUGUGGGUGUGGAGCUCCAAGACCCUGCAGACCUGGCAGGGCCUGUGCAGCAGGAAGCUGGCGGACAGGACUAGUGGGAGGAAGCCCUGCGGCGGCGUGAACUGUGGCAGCACGCACUGCCACUACAAAUCUCCUGCUGUGGUUCUGCACAUGGCCAAGACUGAUCCGCACUCAGACACCCCUACACAUGUCUAACAGGAAACACACACACUUUGUACCCUGAGUGAGGAGGUGCUAAAAGGCUUGAACUCAACUGUGGGGUACUUCACUGCUGCUGCCAAAUGGCACACAGGUAUCUGUAAAACAGUAUUCAGUUAAUGCAUAAAGGGAAAUGUUUGGCAUGUUACUCAUAUUUUCUUGUUCAUACUGUUCUCCAGUUUUGCAAAGCGAUAUAUCAAUAUGUAUACACAUGCUGUUCAAUGAGAGGAUUUUGGGAAAUAUUUGUGUAUUUUCCUCUCUGAGAGUCAUGAUUAUUUGUAUAAAUCUGUAAAAAUGGGUUAUUUAUUGUAAAUAUAUUUAAUUUAAAGCCCACGUUGGCUCUUACUAAUGUUUAGUUACAUGGAUUAAAAGUUAAGGGAAAUUAAGUGCCUUUUAUAAGAAAAUUGGUUUGUUGGGGGGGCGAGGUUAAUAAAUCUGAGGAGCUCAUGUUAA